Molecule: messenger RNA, 1332 nt
Organism: Besnoitia besnoiti
Lineage: Eukaryota; Apicomplexa; Conoidasida; Eucoccidiorida; Sarcocystidae
Product: PAN domain-containing protein
Exons: 1
Coding region: 1-1332 (443 amino acids)
Biological process (GO): proteolysis
Cellular component (GO): extracellular region
Molecular function (GO): protein binding
Source: RefSeq, a predicted model, not a curated record
AUGCAGAAAAAUAAAGGUUUAUUCGCGGUCCUUGCUUUCCUAUGGGAAGCCUCGUACAUGACCUGCGGAGCUGGUCGUGUCACGGCAGGGACGCAACGAAUCUCGGAAGCCAUCAGAGAACAUUCCUUCGUUCAACCGGAGGUCAAAUGUUUCCACCCUCUGAAUGAGAGAUCAAUCGCGCGCACAUACGCGACUCACACAGGUGUUAAGGAUGCAGCUGCCUGCCAGGAGUUGUGCGCGAAGGAAAGCCAGUGCACUCAUUUUAAUUACAAUACGGAAUCUCGGAGCUGUGAACUAAAAAUCAAGAACGGGUCGGACGUUGUGGCAGCACCGAACGUGAUCACAGGGCCGAAAACCUGCAACACAAGCUGUUUCACAUUUGGGGUGGGCCACACAGCGAGCGAGAUGGCCAGAGCCGAGAAGAAGUACAGCCCGUUUGACUGCCAGAGUUGGUGCCGAGACACAAUAGGUUGUGAGUACUUUACGUACAACCUGAAUUCAAGCACUUGCUUUCUGAAGGGCGCGAAUGCUGUCGGGACAGAGCGGCAGUAUCCCGGCGACAUGGUGGGGCCUAAAGAGUUCUGCAGCGGAGGCGUUGAGGAGGAAACUGGGGAAGAGGCCCCCCAGGAGAAAGAUGCGGCAGAUGGAGAAACUCAGGUAUCGCCUGCGCCACGGCCUGAGGAACAGCCAGGUGUAGAGGCGGGACCAAGCGAACAGCCAUCUGUCCCGGGUCUCUCGCCUCCCGAUGCCGAUCACGAAAAGGAAGAAUUGCCGCCGCCCGUCCACAGACCAGGAGAAGGCGCUGAGGAUCAGGAGAACCGGCUGCCAGGGCAGGGGGCCCACCCGGCUGCCAUCCCGGACACGGGGCUGUCAUCAGGAUUGCUUUGUAUCCACCCCCAUAACAAAACAUCAAAUGCGCCGAUCCACAAAACAAUUCCAGAUACUCGCACACCAGAAGAUUGCCAUCUUUUGUGCUGGCACGAUGAUCAGUGCACGCACUUUACCUACGACUUCAAAUCCAGCAGGUGCGACGUGAGGUCGGGAGAUAGUUCUAACGUCAGUGACGCAGCGCACCACGUGACUGGACCGAAGACUUGCAACGCCAGCUGCUUCACCAUUGGACAGGGGCACACUGCACCCGAGAUUGUCGCUGCACAAAACAGGUACAGCGCGUUCGACUGUCAGAACUGGUGCAGAAACACCAAGGGAUGCAUGUACUUCACCUACAACACAAAGGGGAAAAAAUGCUUCCUCAAGGGUGCCAACGCUCACAAUACGCUGCGUGCCUACCCUGACGACUUGGCUGGACCCCGGGAUUACUGCCCUUCUUAA